UGGUCUCAGACCGUGUGUCCGUCCCCUCGCGAAGAGAAAAACUCCGUGAAGAUUUGACACUAAAAGCCGUGAACCCAUGACAGAAACGGGAUGACCGAUAUAUUUUAGAUUCGGGUUGUGUGUUUGUGCUGUUUUUCACUGUGAGUGUGUGUUUUUUUUACAAACUUUAGACUGGUGGUUUGUAACGCGAAUUGCUUGGGAUUGACUCUCGAGGUUCCCAAAGAUGAACUUCGCUCCGGUGUUCGGGACACUUUCUGUGUUAUUGGCAUCGCUCUUCUUUGGGCUUGUUUGCCACGCAGCAGAACCCCCAGCGCCUCAGUGGUCCAGUAAUGAACACAGAAACCUCACCCUCCCACUACAUAGGGCAUGUGUUGAAAAUGAGCAGUACCUCCACCAAGGAUUCUGCUGCCUCAACUGCAAGGCUGGAACAUUUGUGAAGAAGGAAUGUGAAAAAGACCAAGUACAAGGGACCUGUAUGCCCUGCGAACAUGGACAGACCUACACCGAGCACUCUAAUGGGAUGACGCGUUGUUUGCCGUGCACCCACUGUCGCCAAGAUGAGAUUGAAACUGAAGCCUGCACCACAACUACAAACACCAAAUGCAAGUGCAAGUCAGGUACCUUCUGUGCUCCAGAUCAGGCCUGUGAAGUCUGCAAACGCUGUGCCAAGUGUAAACCAGGUGAGGAGGAGGUGAAGAAGUGCACUCCUGAUUCGAACACAGUAUGCAGGAAACGGGAUCCUUCUCCUACUGAAACCCCCUCAGCACCCCCACCACCGACUUCUGCUUCUCCGACCAGCAUAGUUAUUCCAGUCUUUAUAAGCCUGUUAAUCAUCAUCAUCGCUGUGCUGGUUGGCUUGGCUGUGUGGUGGUUUCUAAUAAAGCAGCGUUCAUGUGAAAUACCAUGGUCAAAGAGCACCUGUGACACUAGUGAAAUAGUGAAGAUUCCCAUUGAUGAGAGUGGAGCCACGGCAGAGGAGAGACAGAAUAACCAAAACGCUGGCCUGGAGGGUGAAGAGUCCCGGCCGGAGUCUCGGCCGCUGCUGCAGGAGUCUGGGGUUGAAAUGACGAAGGCUUCUCCUCCCCUCGAAGAUGAAGACCGAGGACUGGGAGACAGCUUGCCCAACACCACUAGCUCAUCUCAGACAAGCCUGUCAGGCCUGCCCACAGCAGUUUCCUCCAGCAACACCCCACACCAGAGUCCCACUGCUUUCAGAGUGCUGUCUCCAGACAUGGAUGAUCCACUACGACAUCGAUUGGUUCCACUACAAGGGUCAGAAACUUCCCUCAGGAAGAGCUUUGACUUGUUCGACGAGUAUCUGGAUGUGCGGAUCCACAACAAGUUCUUCAGAAUGAUCGGCAUCAGCGACAACCACAUUCGGAUCGCAGAGAACUGGCCUCCUGCCGAUAAAGUUUAUGAACUCCUGAAGAACUGGAUGCAAAGGCAGGGACUAAGAGCAGACAUCAACAACCUGUUGGAGGCUUUGCUAAGUAUGGACCAGCGACGCUCAGCCGAAUGCAUCGCCUCUGCAGCCCUCAGAAAGGGCUUCUAUAAGCACGCAGACACACCCUGAAAGCCGAAGCAUCAGGGACUGCAAAUGAAGUAAACACAGAAGUACUUGUCACAGGAACAACUAAAAAAAAAAAGCACAUAGACACUGUGGGUGGACGCUGUGUCUCAUGAACAGACUUACCUCUUUGUGGCUGAUUAGCCAUGCUUUUAAAGCCAGUAGUUUUGAAAAGAAAAAACACAAAAAGGGGAAAGUCGUGCUGGAUUGAUCGGCGGUCUGACGAUUUUCAACACUUGCCAAAUGCUGACGUUUAUUGACGUAAAAAUGCAGAAGUUUUGUGGUCAGGUUCAACAACAUUACCACUGAAAACAACCAUGAUAAUGUUUUUUUUUUUAAAGCAGCCAUAAAACAUAAAGGCAUGGACCUCCACAGGCAGACCUGGAUGCAUGUUUCAGGCUCUAAAGAAGCAACGUGCAGCCAAAUACUGAAAGCCCAGAAGGUCUCCGUCUGCGUGUCAGCUGGUCCUUCAGCUACGCCAUAAGACACUACCAGGAGACGAGGAUAUACACUGGUUUGUAGGAGUGGCAUUAGCUAUGUCACUAAUGCUGUGCCUCUUUGAUGCACUGACCUCUGGCACAUGUAGGAUUUAAAACAAGUCGUGUUGUAUGUGUUGUUUUUGUAGAUUUAGCUUUCUCUUUCAGUCCACAAGCAUUUUGCUGACUGAUGAGAAAAUAUUGAUAAUCAUUAACAUGCAUCCCUACUAAUCUCUCCUUCAUUCUUGUGUGAAAUUCACUAAGGUAUAUAGUUUUUCUACAACUUCAUUAUGUUUCUCAAGCUUACUGAUUCAAACAUGUUGUAAGUUUUGUACACAGUGGUCACAUCAGUCAUGUUCUCAGUCUUUCAGGCUUGUAUAUGUUCAGUGUUAUCACUCACAGGCAUCAUUGUAGAAAGAUUUCCUUUGUUGGAGCAACUGUUGAUAGUUUAAUGAAUUGUUUCCAUAAUAUUUCCUUGUAACCUGGAGAACUUCAAAGGUCAUUUUAUUUAUUGACAUAUUUAUUGAAAUGAAUGAUACUUAUACUUUCAUUAUUUAUAGCAUUGCAAAACCAGCCCCAGAAACACACACACACACUCGCGUUGUUUGUGUUGUGAUGUUGUUUAGCUACGGGGCAAAAUGACUGAGAUCCAACCGUUUCAAGUUGUAGUUGAAACUUGUAGCGUUUUGUUCAGCUCUGCUCCCGCUCGUGUGCCAUUUCUUUACGUGCAAGUUUCCGCUGUGCCCGGAUUUGGGACAGUUUUUUUUUUUUUUGUUUGUUUGUUUUUUUGUCCAGUCGGUGUUAAAGUGAAAUUGGUUAAUCGACUGAAUAAAUAGUCCUUUUACACAUGUCUGCCAUGACAUGGGUGCAGGUACGGAUUGCUUUGUUUUGAUUAGACACUAACAGGAUGAAGGAAACCUUUUCUGGAUUUUAAAAAAGAAGCUUAAAUUUUUUUUUCAAAUCUGCCCCAUGUACACAUGUCCCCGGAGUAUCUAAGCCUCAUGAAGUGUAUAUGUACAUACACAGCUGUAUUAACAAACCAAAUAAAUUUAUGAGGUUGUUACUGUUA
Molecule: messenger RNA, 3112 nt
Organism: Melanotaenia boesemani (Boeseman's rainbowfish)
Lineage: Eukaryota; Metazoa; Chordata; Actinopteri; Atheriniformes; Melanotaeniidae
Product: tumor necrosis factor receptor superfamily member 10A-like
Exons: 10
Coding region: 224-1573 (449 amino acids)
Biological process (GO): positive regulation of apoptotic process; TRAIL-activated apoptotic signaling pathway
Cellular component (GO): plasma membrane; cell surface
Molecular function (GO): protein binding
Source: RefSeq, a predicted model, not a curated record